AUGAAGAGCUUACGGAGGAACCAUUCUUCAAAUCCCCAUGCCUCAAAUGUGUCCAGCAAAAUUUUCGUUCGGUCAACAAAGAGCGGGAAGGUCCAGAAGAUAGUGCGCGAGCUAUAUCUUAGACAGGAUAUCCCGUGUUCGUCAAAGCUAUGCACAGCAUGCCUUUCGUAUGCCCCAACGGAUGCCAAUGGAUUUGUUACUCCAUUCGUCCUUUCAGAGAAACCAGCUGGUACAAAACGAUUUCCAAAGGGCCAUUACUUGAUGCCCGAUACGAACGCUCUGCUCAAUGCGAUGGACCUCUUUGAACAGACAAGUGCAUUUUACGAUGUUAUAGUUUUGCAAACCGUCCUAGAGGAGCUCAAGAACCAGUCUUUGCCUUUAUAUAACCGGCUGAUAUCGCUGAUAAGGAGUGAAGAGAAAAGAUAUUAUCUCUUUUUUAAUGAAUUCCGAUUAGAGACCCAUGUCAGGAGAGGUACAGAUGAGAGUAUAAACGAUCGCAAUGACAGGGCCGUACGAACAGCAGCAAAGUGGUACACGGAACACCUCCAGGAAGUUACGAAGAAUACUCAAAAGGAGCAAAAUAUCCCCGCUAUUGUAAUACUCACGGAUGAUAAAGGAAAUGCUCGCAAGUCGGACGAAGAAGGUGUAAUUGCCCUCUCAUUGACGGACUAUAUUUCCGGACUUGAAGACGCAGACAGGCUCCUGGACAUGGUCAAUGAGUCAAAGUUAGCUCAUGAUGCGAAGCCGAAGAAGGGAGAGAUGCUAUACCCCGCAUACUACUCGAUGUCGAAGAUUAUGACACUGAUAAGAGCUGGUACUCUACACCAAGGGGUAUUCAACGUGUCACCUUACAACUACCUAGAAGGAAGUGUGAACGUCCCUGCUUUUGAUAAAUCACUUCUUAUUCUAGGACGGGAUAACAGCAACAGAGCUAUUGCUGGCGAUAUUGUGGUUGUCGAAGUGCUACCCAAAGACCAGUGGAAAACUCCGUCAUCCAAGAUCAUUGACGAGGAAGCUUUAACCAAAGACGACAAUCCGGAAGCGGAAGAAAAUGAAGCUGUGGUAACAGAGCGUGAAAGGAAAGCACUCCAAGAUGAGGUCCGAAAAGCCCAUGGGACCGGUACUGAAAGCCGGCCCCAGCCGACCGCAAAGGUGGUUGGUAUCAUCAAGAGAAAUUGGCGUCAAUACGUUGGACACAUCGAUGGAUCGUCUAGUUCUCAAGCUUCAUCGGCUGGGCGGCGCCAGCAGACUGUCUUCGUCAUCCCGAUGGAUAAACGAGUCCCUAAAAUAAGAAUACGCACUCGACAGGCAAAUGAACUCAUGGGACAAAGAAUAUUGAUCACAAUAGACGCCUGGGACAGAGACUCUCGAUAUCCAAUGGGCCAUUUUGUGCGGUCCCUGGGAGAGGUAGAAACGAAAGGUGCCGAGACAGAGGCCCUCUUGCUAGAAUACGACGUGCAAUAUAGGCCGUUCCCCCAAACAGUCCUGGACUGCUUACCCGCUGAAGGUCAUGAUUGGAAGGUCCCAAAGGACAUGUCAGACCCCGGCUGGAAAGACAGAAGGGAUUUGAGAGAUUUGCUUGUUUGCAGUAUUGAUCCACCGGGUUGUCAAGAUAUUGACGACGCUCUUCAUUCCCGACCACUUCCAAAUGGUAACUUUGAAGUCGGAGUUCAUAUUGCAGACGUCUCCAACUUUGUACGGCCCAAUAACGCCAUGGACACUGAGGCUAGUAUGCGAGGAACAACGGUCUACUUAGUUGACAAGCGCAUAGACAUGCUUCCAAUGCUCCUUGGUACUGAUCUCUGCUCUCUUAAACCCCAUGUUGAACGGUUCGCAUUUUCCGUCCUCUGGGAGGUAACUGCUGACGCAGAGAUCGUAUCCUCAAGUUUUACUAAAUCCGUUAUCUUUUCCCGCGAAGCUUUUAGUUACGAGCAAGCCCAGUUACGUAUUGAUGAUAGAUCUAAAACAGAUGACUUAACUGAAAGUAUGCGGACACUGCUUCGGCUAUCUAAGCUUCUCCGUCAAAAGAGAAUGGAUGCGGGAGCAUUGAAUCUUGCCUCCCCAGAAGUUCGCAUUGAAACCGAUUCGGAGCUUUCUGACCCAGUCGCGGAUGUCAAGACGAAAGCCCUUUUGGACACAAACAGUCUCGUUGAGGAAUUCAUGCUUCUCGCCAAUAUUUCGGUUGCUGCUAGGAUUUACGAAUCAUUCCCUCAAACUGCUCUAUUACGAAGACAUGCUACUCCACCUCCUUCAAAUUUUGAAGAGUUGAUAACUCAGCUGUCGAAAAAGCGCAACCUCACACUUGAUGUGUCCAGUUCUCUGGCUCUAGCCAACUCUCUGGACAAAUGUGUUGACGAGAGAAAUCCGUUUUUCAAUACCCUCAUUCGUAUCCUCGCAACACGUUGUAUGACGUCCGCUGAAUACUUUUGCGCCGGAGCACAUUCAGAAUCUGAAUUCCGGCAUUACGGGCUUGCAUCUCCCAUUUAUACCCAUUUCACAUCCCCCAUUCGACGAUACGCUGAUCUCGUCGUUCAUCGACAAUUGGCUGCUGCAAUCGGGUAUGAAGGACCCGGAGCCUCUGCUGGUGAGGGACUUACUACUCGCAGCAAACUAGAGGAUAUUUGCAAGAACAUCAACCAUAGACAUCGAAAUGCUCAGUUUGCUGGCAGGGCUAGUAUAGAAUAUUAUGUUGGCCAAGCACUGAAGGCUAGGGGUGAGCAAGAGGCCAAGCGCCUGGGUUCUGCAGUGGCUCCUGGCGUUGAUGAAGAGGGCUAUGUAAUGCGCGUAUUUGACAAUGGCGUCGUCGUCUUCAUUCCACGGUUCGGUAUUGAAGGAGUUGUUAGACUAGAAGAUUUCGUCCUCGACGGCCAACAAACGAAGGUCUUUGAUCCAAACUCAAGCAAGCAAGUGGCUGCUAGGAGAGAAAGUGAAUUCAACAACGAACAAUACUCUCUUAAAGUGUGGGAGAAACAAAGCGAUGAGGACAGUGAAGCCAUGAAACCGCAGUCAGGUUCGAACAGCAUGGUCGUCGAGUUGUUCGAUAAGGUCAAAGUGAAUGUUAGUUCCGUCAAGGAAGAAAAAGGACGUGGAGCAGGCAAGAGAAGAGUGCGAGUUUUGAUUCUGGCGAAAGCAUGA
Messenger RNA from Microsporum canis CBS 113480, 3135 nucleotides. Its product is annotated as mitotic control protein dis3. The transcript is spliced from 2 exons. The record is from RefSeq and is a predicted model, not a curated record. Lineage: Eukaryota; Fungi; Ascomycota; Eurotiomycetes; Onygenales; Arthrodermataceae. Gene Ontology annotation, biological process: rRNA catabolic process. The coding region runs from base 1 to 3135 and encodes 1044 amino acids. Gene Ontology annotation, cellular component: nuclear exosome (RNase complex); cytoplasmic exosome (RNase complex). Gene Ontology annotation, molecular function: RNA binding; 3'-5'-RNA exonuclease activity; endonuclease activity.